Messenger RNA from Aspergillus alliaceus, 2194 nucleotides. RefSeq lists its product as uncharacterized. Gene Ontology annotation, cellular component: cytosol; nucleus. Gene Ontology annotation, biological process: protein deubiquitination. Lineage: Eukaryota; Fungi; Ascomycota; Eurotiomycetes; Eurotiales; Aspergillaceae. The transcript is spliced from 4 exons. Bases 145 to 2100 code for a protein of 651 amino acids. The record is from RefSeq and is a predicted model, not a curated record.
CGCCCACCGACUACAUUGAGCGAGCGAGCACAAACGCCUGAGUAUCAACAGACAAACCCUCCGCCUUCACAGAACACUGCGGAUUCCAACAAAGGAUUGUCGCUUGCUGAACAGGAGGAGCGUGAGCUACAACAAGCAGUAGCUAUGUCACUGAAUCAAAAUCUUGGACAGCAAGAGACAGGUGUUACAACUUCAAAGCAGCCAAACUUCGGCCGGGCCACUCGUGACUACUACGAUGAAGGUGCAUGGGCGAUGACCUUAUUCAAUUCCAGUGCUCGCGAGAUCGUUAUUAGUCCUGACCCGGGAGACCGUAAGAGAGUGGAAGGUGAACCCGCAUUUCUUCGUCCAUCAGAAGACAGCCUAUAUCUAGGCGGGCUGUUGACUAUUCUCCAUUCUAUACCCCUAGCAAGGGAAGCUCUCCUACAGAGGAAUAGGAUCCUGUCGAACUAUGGGCACGACCCUCAGUGGUGGAACGGACAGCCCAUCAACCUGCCAAAAAUAGUAACGAUCAAGGAUGCACAAGACGGUGACACAGACUGGGAUGACAUCAUAUCCGAGACGCAGAGGCUAGUCGCCUUUCUCGACCACACAGAGCGCUCUUUUGGUAGUGUGGAUGCUCUUGUAAACUUGAAGAGCAUGUCUACGUACGACUCGGAAGGCAGCAUAGGCAGAUUUCUAGAAACGUGGCAAGAUGCCGCUAUCCGAGCGGAUCCCGGAAAUCAGUUGGCGACUAUUUUCUCAUCCCAGGCAUAUAAACGACCUCUUGCGGUUUAUGACACGCCGAUUCAUAAAGAUUUCUUCAUCCUUGAGUCAUUCGUGGAUCCCGAGCCUGGUCAAACGCUCUAUGAAGUUUUGGAUCGCGCCAUUUGGUCAGACAGACCUGGUGAGGAGCUCGACGACGUAUGGUUGGAGCAUGUAGGUGAAAUAUUUACGAUCAGAUUGGAAAGCACCGAUAGUACAAAGCCCGUUGGCGUCAAAAUCCCUGUGGUAUUUUACCCCGAUCGCUAUCUUGCUGACGCACGGGACUUCUCGCGUGAUUUUCGUGCCCAAAGACUUCAGGACUAUGACGGUAUCUCCAAAUUAGAAAACCUAAUCAACCGCUUCUCGGCGUCGAAGUCGGCCAUGCACAAAGGGAUGACUCUUAAGGAAACACUAGAUAAGACCGCUGCUGCCGUCUCUUUAACGUUACCCAAGAGCCUUGCAAAUGGCGCCAGUGGGAUGUCUUUGAGUCCAGAGGCGGCGAACGAGGAGGCAAGACGUUUAGCAGAUGAGCUGCGAGAAGUCUCUAGUAAAAUUGAGGAUAAGCUACGAGAGCUGGUGCAAAGGCGAGAGAACGCUAUUGAAACUCUCCGUAGCUACACCAAAAUCCUAACAGAACCGUCGAACCCCUCAGGGAAAGUGCCUCAUUAUAAAUACACACUACGAGGCGUUUGCACCGAGCCACAUGUAAUUUAUGUACUACGACCUCGCGCCCACAAAGAAGAGAUAGUGGACAACAACUCUACGACCACCAAUGAGUGGCAGUGGUGGCGUAUCAGCUUUUCGACGGACGAUGCAAAAGCUCGACAAGCAGAGUCGGCAGAGUCGCAGCAGGGUGAUACAUCUUCUACCAAGAAUGCCGAUGUAAUUGGAUACACGGCACGCAAAGUUCGAGAAGUUGAAGUCCUUAAAGCGGCUCGUGAAGAAUCCAAGAAUGUUCUGCUUAUCUACGCUAAUGGCAAUGCUAUGGAAUUUGGAGAGGAGCCAGCCCCCUCACCACUUCAGGAAUUUGUCAAUGCAGACAAUAUGGCGUUUGCUGCCGAGUUCAAAGAACAAGAACAGAAGGAGAAUGUGUCUGACAGUCAGAAUGAGGAUUCAAGCUCUGCUGCCCUCCCCAGCGAGGGCACAGAGACAAAUGAACUGGCCCCAGAUUAUCAGCAAAAGGCUACCUUGGCCGCUUCAAACGUGAACGUAUUCGACUAUCAAGUUUCCAAUUUUGAUGAGGCAGUGGAAUCCGGUCUGGAAAUGCAAGAACGGAGUGGGCGGACUUUACUCGGUCAGAGUAGUACAGCAGGUCCUGUGCAAUAUCCGCCGAGCACUAAUCCCACAUGGGAGCAGUAAAGAAUCGGACAAUGCGGCUGCUUCAACCAGAUGUAUAUAUUGGGUGUGAUCGUGUGAUCGUAUACAUACAAAGCAAUACAUACUUAGGUAUAGG